AUUUCAUAUCAAAAUAUCAACUUUAAAGAAAAAAAAUAGAAUCUCAUAGUCAUAUCAGUAUCUAACAAACAAUGAUUCUGAUUCCUUAAAAAGCUCUCAAAAUCUUUCAGAAUUCGGUAUCCGUACUUGUUUACCUCAUAAUCUGUAACAUUAACAAACGUGCUUUUUAACAUAAGCUAGUUUGGUAGGAAGGAUUACGAGUAAGCUUUUGUCACAAGGUUGGAGCUUUGUCCAUUCAAAAUCGUGGGUUGUGACUCUCUCUGCAGUUUGGUGCGGUUGGUGUUGGAAUUCUAACAAGGGUGCAUGUGGGGUUAUCUUUGGAUCCUUUGUUCCUUGAAGGGUUUACUUUGGUAACCUUUGAUUGUGAUUGUUUCAGGUUGUUGAGAAAUUGUGCCUCAUCAUCUUUGACUUAACAAGACUAUUUUUUCUGUUGGAGAUUUUGUUGUUUUAGGUGUUAUUGUUGCAAAAGAAAUGCAGAAAGAAAAGAAAUCAAUGGAGAUGGAAUUUUUCUCGGAAUAUGGUGAUGCCAAUCGGUAUAAAAUUCAAGAAGUAAUCGGGAAAGGUAGUUACGGUACUGUUUGUUCGGCUGUCGACACUCAUACUGGUGAGAAGGUUGCAAUAAAAAAGGUGCAUGGUAUCUUUGAGCAUAUAUCCGACGCUGCACGUAUUCUUCGUGAGAUAAAGUUGCUCAGACUUCUUCGACAUCCUGAUAUUGUUGAAAUUAAGCACAUUAUGUUGCCUCCUUCUAUCAAGGACUUCAAAGAUAUUUAUGUUGUUUUUGAGCUCUUGGAGUCUGAUCUGCAUCAAGUCAUUAAAGCCAAUGCCGACUUAACAAAAGAACACUAUCAGUUUUUUCUUUACCAGUUGCUUCGAGCAUUGAAGUAUAUUCACACCGCAAAUGUCUAUCAUCGAGACUUGAAGCCAAAGAAUAUACUGGCCAAUGCAAACUGUAAACUUAAAAUCUGUGAUUUUGGGUUAGCUAGAGUUGCUUUCAGCGACACUCCGACAACUGUAUUUUGGACGGAUUAUGUUGCUACAAGGUGGUAUAGAGCACCAGAGCUCUGUGGAUCAUUUUACUCAAAGUAUACUCCGGCAAUUGAUAUUUGGAGUAUAGGUUGCAUCUUUGCCGAAGUAUUAAUUGGGAAACCACUUUUUCCUGGAAAAAGUGUUGUCCAUCAGUUGGAUCUGAUCACAGAUCUGCUUGGGACCCCCUCAAUGGAUAGUAUAUCUCGGGUACGCAAUGAUAAAGCAAGGAGAUACCUAACCAGUAUGAGGAAAAAGCAACCUGUACCAUUUGCACAAAAAUUUCCUAAUGCAGAUCCUUUAUCACUACGACUACUGGAAAGGUUGCUCGCCUUUGAUCCAAAAGACCGGCCUACUGCUGAAGAGGCAUUAGCUCAUCCUUACUUCGAGGGACUUGCAAAAAUUGAAAGGGAACCAUCCUGCCAGCCCAUUAGACAAAUGGAGUUUGAAUUUGAAAAGAAAAGAGUAACAAAGGGAGAAAUUCGAGAUUUAAUUUUCCAUGAGAUUCUGGAGUAUCAUCCUCAACUAAAUGGAACUGAGAGAACUAAUUUUCUUUAUCCAAGUGCUGUUGAUCAAUUCGGAAAGCAGUUCGCUCAUCUUGAGGAAACUGGUGAUAAAAGUGAUCCAGUUGUGCCACUUGAUCGAAAACAUGCAUCACUUCCCAGAUCAACAAUUGUACAUUCAAAUAUGACACCCCAAAAAGAGCAGUCAAAUAUUGCUUCCAGCAAAAACCGGCAAAUAUCUGAGGAAUAUAAUACUAAUUAUGCGGAAUCCAGCGGCCUUCGGGGACUGCAAGUAGUUCCACUGGAAACACCUGGUAAAGUUGUUAGGCCAGUUGUUAAAUAUGAGCAUGGGAGUAUUGUCAGUGAUUCAUAUGAUUCCAGGACAUCUAUGAGAGAUCUUUAAAAUACAACUCGGAAUAGGAGUCGUUCAAUCAUCAGCCAAUAAUUGAAGUAUAUGACUACGUGAUGGAAGAGAAUUUAAUUCUUAGCUCGGCCAACAGACGAAGCUGACAAGUGUGUCUUUACAGGCAAAACUUACCCAUCAAUGUUGAAUCAAGGCCGAACAAGCAUCAGAUUUAACCAUAAGUAUUGAUACCAACACAAACGAAGAAAGGGCGAGCAAAUAUAGAAGAUGAUCGAAUGACCAUCGGCAUUGGAACAAACUAGAUGCAGUCUAAGGGUCAAUGUUAAUGGUAAGAUUAAUGGUGCCUGCCCCACUGCUCAUGGAAAGGAUGGAACUGUUCAUGACAAGAAUGUUUUCUUGUGAAUAGUUUGGCCAGAUGAGAUAUUCCUGUGGAGGAAAAAAAACAAAGGCUCUUUGUAGUGGAGAAGUGCUUCCCCUUAAAGAGCCAGCUUUUUCUUGUCAUAUAAUGUAAAGCUUUGGUUACAGCUAUCAGUAAACUGUAGGUUUAAAUUCAAUUCAGUCUUCUUUUAAUUUGGAUUCUAUGCAGUGUGAAUCGUGUGAUUGCACACAAUCAUCCGCAUCUGAAUCAUCCGAUCUUGAUUAGAUGGUCCCGAUGUGGUUGACUACGUGCAAUCAGGGAGUUGUGACUGCACAUAACCCAGCUCCCAUUUCACCCUGGCUUUGACAUUGAGAUGAUUAAUCACUUUUAACCAAAAAAAAGUUUAUUGUUUAUGGUGAUUGUAAUCUUUA
Molecule: messenger RNA, 2679 nt
Organism: Medicago truncatula (barrel medic)
Lineage: Eukaryota; Viridiplantae; Streptophyta; Magnoliopsida; Fabales; Fabaceae
Product: mitogen-activated protein kinase 10
Exons: 11
Coding region: 472-1929 (485 amino acids)
Biological process (GO): protein phosphorylation
Molecular function (GO): MAP kinase activity; ATP binding
Source: RefSeq, a predicted model, not a curated record